Macadamia integrifolia is the source of this 1773-nucleotide messenger RNA. RefSeq lists its product as uncharacterized. The coding region runs from base 177 to 1511 and encodes 444 amino acids. The record is from RefSeq and is a predicted model, not a curated record. Lineage: Eukaryota; Viridiplantae; Streptophyta; Magnoliopsida; Proteales; Proteaceae. The transcript has a single exon.
CCGAAGCGUGUCACGAAAAUACGAAAUCGCUAUAAGAGCGGGUCUCACGUGACCAUGAAUUCAGCUGUUACAGACGAGAAGCUCAGCAAGCGGAGCUCUGCUUCACCCUUCUGUUACUGGUGGAACCAUCACCAGCUCCAGCUUUGUAGCCAUUGAAGCUUCUGGGUAUUCUUGUUAUGUUAUCAGAGAUGAACAGAAACCCCAUGGAGACUGGGAGACGGCUUUCCGAUUCAAACGACGAUAUGGGUUUGGUUAGGCAAGAAUCAACUACUUGCAGAGAAUGUGGUAAGGGAUUUCAAUCGUGGAAAGCUUUGUAUGGUCACAUGAGAUGUCACCCUAAGAAGGAGAGGGUUUUUAACAGUUUGGGUGAUGAUGAUGAUGAUGAUUCAUUGAUUAAUGGGAAAAAUCUGCAGAAGCUGGUCAUGAAUAGCCAAUCUGACAACGUUAGUGCUGCUCUGCCUCCGAGGAGAUCGAAAAGAAUGAGGUAUUACAAGACUGCUACAACUUCUUCUUCUUCUUCUUCUGUUUUGGGGAUUGAUCAAGAUCAAAUAGAGGCGGCCCAGUGUCUGAUGAUGCUUGUUAGGGAUGUGGGUCACCGGGGUGGAUUGAAUUCUGUUGAUCCGGAUUCUUCCCAAACUAGUUCUGUGGUUUUAGAAGCUCAGAUUAGAUCGUCAGUUGGGGGUAAGAGAAAUCCUGGAAAGGGAGAUAGAGGGUUUGAUUUUGCCUGUGAUAGGAAUGAGAAUCUGGAGAGUCUGAAGAUCAAAAAGCUACAAUCUGUUGUUUCCGAUUCUGGGUUUUUGAGGGUAGGUCUCAAGAAGGUUCAAUCCAAAGUUUCUGUUGAUGGGUUUCUUAGGGAUGAUGAACUGAUUAAGAAGAGGAAGCUGGACGAUGGAGCUGGGUAUGUGAAAUUGGGGAAGGAUUUCUCCAAUAACAAGAAGGGAAAUUGUAAGAGAAGAAAUUUGGACUACUCUGAAGCGGAAUUGGGGAAGAAUUGCAUCGAGGAAGCUGAAACGGAUCCAGCUGAUUCAGAAUUUGGGAAAUAUAAGUAUAAUCCAAGCAAGAGAAGCAGAAGUAGAGACGAUUCAGAUUCUGAAAAGAGAAGUAGGUUUGAGUGUAGAACCUGCAACAAAACAUUCCAUUCUCACCAGGCUCUAGGAGGACACAGGUCGAGCCACAAGAAGAUCAAAGCCUGCAUUUCUUCGAGGAUCGAAAGCAGUGAAAACAGCACUGAAACAGAUGCUUCUGCUGAUCCCAAUAACAAGUAUUGCAGCAAUGAGACUCCAAUGGUGGAAUCACAGGAUGGGGACAUGGAUGGUGUUGCAGAGACUGCUGAGACUAGUUACAGAUCAAAGAAGAUAGCCCAUUUGGUUGGGGACUCUGAAAUUUUUUAUCAGAAACAGCUUCUAGAGAGUCAUGAUCCGCUUGAUCUUAAUCUUCCUCCUCCUAAGGAAGAAGAAAUCAAUGACCACAUGAACUUUGAUUCAAUCCAUGUGGGUCUGAUCUCUAACUAAGAAACUUCAUAAUGGCCAUGGUUUCCCAUGGAGAUGCAAGAGUGCUGUACAGAUGAGUUAGUGAAUGUUACUUUUAUUAAUUCUGUACAAUUCCAUUGGCAGCUUAAAGUGAAGUUUUCUCUUGAUCCAGCUCUUAUGGGUUUCUUUUCUCUCAUAGAGAGUUUCCAUUGUUGCGCAAUUCAAUUUUAUGUUUCUUCUUGCUAUAAGGAAGAAUUAGUAUCUUCUAUGUUGCAUAAGCUGAAAUCAAAUUCCAUUCUUUAUA